AUGAUGGGAAACAACCAAAGUGUCAUUCAUCAGUUCCUCCUCCUGGGCCUGCCCAUCCCUCCAGAGCACCAGCACCUGUUCUAUGCCCUGUUCCUGGCCAUGUACCUCAUCACUGUCCUGGGGAACCUCAUCAUCAUUAUCCUCAUUCUACUGGACUCCCAUCUCCACACUCCCAUGUACUUGUUUCUCGGCAACUUAUCCUUUUCUGACCUCUGUUUUUCCUCAGUCACCAUGCCAAAAUUGUUGAAGAGCAUGCAGGCCCAAGACCCAUUCAUCUCCUAUGCGGAUUGUCUGACACAAAUGUACUUUUUUAUGGUUUUUGGAGACAUGGAGAGCUUCCUUCUUGUGGUCAUGGCCUAUGACCGCUAUGUGGCCAUCUGCUUCCCCCUUCAUUACACCAGCAUCAUGAACCCUAAGUUCUGUGCUAGUCUAUUGAUUCCAUUGUGGAUGCUGACCGCGUUUCAUGCCAUGACGCACACCCUACUCAUGGCUAGAUUGUCUUUUUGUGAGAAGAAUGUGAUCUCCCAAUUUUUCUGUGACAUAUCUGCACUCCUGAAGUUGGCUUGCUCAGACACUUCUGUUAAUGAGUUGAUGAUAUUUAUCAUGGGUGGGCCCAUCAUUAUUGUACCAUUCCUACUCAUUGUUAUGUCUUAUGCAAGGAUUGUCUCCUCCAUUCUCAAGUUUUCUUCUGCCAAGGGCAUCCACAAGGUCUUUUCUACCUGUGGUUCCCACCUGUCCGUGGUCUCACUGUUCUAUGGGACGAUUAUUGGUCUCUACUUAUGUCCAUCAUCCAAUAACUCUACUGUGAAGGAGACUACUAUGACUAUAAUGUACACAGUGGUGACUCCCAUGCUGAAUCCUUUCAUCUACAGCUUGAGGAACAGUGAUAUGAAGAGGGCUCUAAGAAGAGUUAUCUAUGACAAGAAUAUCUCUUUGUAA
Messenger RNA from Microtus oregoni (creeping vole), 939 nucleotides. RefSeq names its product olfactory receptor 1500-like. Gene Ontology annotation, cellular component: membrane. Gene Ontology annotation, biological process: G protein-coupled receptor signaling pathway. Gene Ontology annotation, molecular function: G protein-coupled receptor activity; olfactory receptor activity. Bases 1 to 939 code for a protein of 312 amino acids. The transcript has a single exon. The record is from RefSeq and is a predicted model, not a curated record. NCBI's taxonomy places the organism in Eukaryota, Metazoa, Chordata, Mammalia, Rodentia, Cricetidae.